Molecule: messenger RNA, 1343 nt
Organism: Zea mays
Lineage: Eukaryota; Viridiplantae; Streptophyta; Magnoliopsida; Poales; Poaceae
Exons: 2
Coding region: 36-1166 (376 amino acids)
Molecular function (GO): hydrolase activity, acting on ester bonds
Source: RefSeq, marked validated
GCAUUUUUGUAUACUAUAUAAUAAGCAGAGAGGGUAUGCGGUGGUGGUGGUGGCGACGGCAGCGAUCGACCAUGGCUACGACGGCGCCGCUCGUUCUCCUCCUCCCCCUCGUGCUGCUGCUGCUGCAGGCGAGGUGGUCGUCGCAGCAGCAGCAGCAGGUUGUGACGGCGGUGAUCGUGUUCGGCGACUCCAUCGUGGAUCCGGGGAACAACAAUGGUUUGCACACGCUGAUCAAGGCCAACCAUCCGCCCUACGGCAUGGACAUGUUGAACCACGAGGCCACCGGACGCUACUCCAACGGCCUCAUACCAACAGACCUCAUUGCCCAGCAGCUCGGCGUGAAGCAGCUGCUUCCGCCCUACCUGGGCGUGGACCUGAGCCCCGAUGACCUUCUCACCGGCGUCAGCUUCGCGUCCGGCGCCACCGGAUUCGACCCGCUGACUCCCGUCGUGGUCAGCGUCAUCUCGAUGGACCAGCAGCUCGCCUACUUCGACGAGUACCGGGGGAGGCUGGUGGACAUCGCCGGCGAGGCCGAGACGGCGCGGAUCAUCGAGGGCGCGCUGUUCCUGGUGUGCGCCGGCACCGACGACGUGGCCAACACCUACUUCACCACGCCGUUCCGCAGCGCCGAGUACGACAUCCCGGGCUACGUGGACCUGCUGGUGGGCCACGCCGAGGAGUUCCUCCGCGAGCUGGUCGUCAGCUCCAGGGGCGCCAGGAGGAUCGGCUUCGUGGGGAUGCCGCCGGUGGGCUGCGUGCCGUCGCAGCGCACGCUCGGGGGCGGCCUCGCCACCAGGGCCUGCGAGCCCAAGCGAAACGAGGCGGCGCUGCUGUACAACGCCAGGGCCCAGGAGAUGAUCGCCGCCUUCAACAACAACAACAACGCCGACGCCGACGCCGACGUGCUGGUCGUCUUCCUCGACAUCUACCGCAUCCUGGACCACCUCAUGGAGCGCGGGGAGGAGUACGGCUUCUCCGAGACCACCAGGGGAUGCUGCGGCACCGGCACCAUCGAGGUCACGGGGCUAUGUGACUCCCGCUUCGUCUCCGUCUGCGACGACGUCUCGCAACACGUCUUCUUCGACAGCUACCACCCAACAGAGAGAGCCUACAGGAUCAUCGUCAACGACAUCUUUCAAAACUACGGACACGUGCUCUUCUCAUGACUAUAUAUCACGUACUCGCUGUCUCUGUCUCUGGUAGCUGGCCCAAUCGACCCAACAGCAACCAAAUUAAAUGAGCCCAUCCUCCAAAUACCGCAGCCCAUUGUUACACUUAUUUCCUAUCAAAAAAAAAAUCAUAUACUGAGAUGCUUUUCUUACUGAAAUCCGAUUGCACUGCAC